CUCAUUGCCUAACAGAACUUCGUCAAGCAUGGGACAUGUGUUAUCUCUGCCUAAGAAGACAUGGCUGCUGUCCCCACUCUGCAGAUGAGCAAAUUGAAGCUCCCAGAGAAAAUUACUGGCAUUACUUUGUACCCUUAAUUUGGUACCAGGAAAGAUGGGAAAAGAUGAUGAACAUUUUAGAAGCUGGUUUCUCCCCACCGUGGAAGGGGUUGGAUGAUGUACCUCGCUCUCUGGGACACCCCACUUGGCUGUAAUCUCAGGAAGGCCUCUUAAACCCCGGCUCAUCCCGCAGCCACUUCUGGAAGCUACUUGAGAGGAAAAAAAAAAAAUGAUGUGACAGGUCCUCUCAGGAAGGAUUUUCAGAAACCCAGCAUCCGCAGAAGAAAGUGGCCCAUUUCCCUUUUGCAAAGUAGACAUUCUCGGAUCCCAAAAUGCCAGCCAAGACACCGAUUUACCUAAAAGCUGCCAAUAACAAGAAAGGCAAGAAAUUUAAACUGAGGGACAUCUUGUCCCCCGAUAUGAUCAGCCCUCCCCUCGGAGACUUCCGCCACACCAUUCACAUUGGCAAAGAGGGCCAGCACGAUGUCUUCGGCGACAUCUCCUUCCUACAAGGGAACUAUGAGCUGCUCCCGGGGAACCAGGAGAAAGCGCGCCUGGGCCCCUUCCCUGGGCACAGCGAGUUCCUGCGGGCCAACAGCACCUCCGACUCCGUGUUCACAGACACGCCCUCCCCGGUGCUCAAAAACGCCAUCUCCCUCCCAACCAUCGGAGGGUCCCAGGCACUCAUGUUGCCCUUGCUGUCGCCGGUGACAUUUAGUUCCAAACAGGAGUCCUUUGGGCCGGCCAAGCUGCCCCGGCUCAGCUGUGAGCCGGUCGUGGAGGAGAAGGCCCCAGAGAAGAGCGGUCGGCUGGAGAACGGGACAGGCCACCAGGGAGAUGUCUCAUGGGGCUCCAGCGGCUCCGCGUCACAGUCCAGCCGGGGCAGGGACAGCCACUCCUCCAGCCUCUCCGAACAGUACUCUGACUGGCCGGCCGAGGACAUGUUGGAUCAUCCCGCCCCGUGCCAGCUCGUCAAGGAGAAGACGAAGUCAGAGGAGUCCCUCUCUGACCUCACGGGUUCCCUCCUCUCCCUGCAACUCGAUCUGGGGCCUUCCUUUUUGGAUGAGGUGCUGAAUGUCAUGGAUAAAAAUAAGUAAUGGACACCGCGGACUCUUGUCCUUUGGGGGAAAAGGUAUCAGAAAAUAAAAACUGAACUAACCACAGUCAAAGAGAAGAGCUUCACUGGCUAUGUGUGCAGUUGUGUGUGAUGAGUUUUCUAAAAUCAUGUUCCUACGAAAUAUUUUUUGUACCUGUGAUGCCCUGUUUGCAAAAACAAUUAGGAAAAAAAAAACAAAAAACAAACAAACAAAAAAAACCCCGUCCUGGCAGAAAGGAAGUGAGUCAGUCAGAACCCAUUUUCGGCGGGCAUUGCUAAUGUUCAGCUCACAUUUUUUUGUUUCCAGAAACGUAGAACUCUGGCUCGGCCAGGAUUGGCACUAGCUACGAAGGGCUGCACACGUCCCGUUAAAGAACUUGACAAUACUCCAGCAUUUUCUGAGCAAGAAGAAGUCAAAAUUUAAUACCUAAGCCUUUUUUUCUAGACUCUUUUCUAUAUUACCUUAUUUGGGCUCACCAUAGCGAAUUCUUCAGUGUUAAAACUGUUCUCUGUUUUCACAUUUGAACAACUCUAUGGGUUCGGGGGAUUUUCUCGUAGCUCUUACAUAUCCCGAUAUAUUCUAUCUAUAUCGCGCAAUUUUGACCGUCAGCUACAUGUUGGUAAGACACAAGCGAAGUAUUACUGUAACUAAGUUAUUUUUAAAGUUAAAAUAUAUUUUUAUGUGCCUUUGGCUUUUUAUUGCAGAGUCUACAUUUUAUAGCUCCUACAUCAGAUGUUGUCAUUUGACUUAUUUCCAUUGGGGUUCCAUUGUAAGCUGCGUAUGUAUAUGUUUGGAAAAGUGUAUUCAUACUUAGCUUUAUUUCUUUCUCUUCAUCUGUUAGCGUACUUUUCACAGCAUCCAGCAAUGGAUUGUUAAGUUUAAAGGCAUAGGUUACUCAUGAUGCUUCUGCAGAGACUGUGGGCUACACCAUAUAAUGUUAUUUGGAAGUAUAGGUAUUUUAGUACAGUACAUUCUUGCAUUACAUAGGUACUUCAUGCGACACAAUAAAGAGUAAAUGUUAAAAUGAAAUUGCUUGUUUAUAGUAAUAACAGGGCUAGAAAAAUGGCUUCUCUAAAGUGUAUGUGAGCCUUUAAAAUAAGAGGCAAUUUUCAUCCACUCUACAGUUUUGAUUUUUUGCCCAAAGGUUUGAGAGUCCAGAAACAGGACCCUUCAGUUUUAGGAAAAAUGAACAUGUGAGAUCAGAAUUUUUAAGUCAACACUUAGGCCAGCCUUUUAGUAUAUGUGCUGCCGAAGCAAGCACUAGGCCAGCCUUUUAGGACUCAUUUCUAUGAAUCUCCUAACCUUACAUUAACACACUUUGUAGCAAGCUCUUGUAACCCCAGUCCCAUCCUUGUUGGACAGAUGUUUCCUUGCUGCAGGUGCCAUAUAAACAAGAUUAAGGAGGCUAAAAAGAAGGCAGUAGAGAACAUCCUCCCCCCAUAAGGAGAGAUGCCUGAGGACGUCAGUUAAGGAAACAGGAAGAGGAAAUGUACACAGUUCCUGCCCUGCUGUCAACCACCCUUCUUGUCCCUUCAAAGUCCAACACUUGCACAUAAUAACUUUCAUUUCUCCUAGAACUAUAUCCCUGAAAUGACUUCCUCUCUCAAAUACGUCAAUGAUUGUCCCACCUGGUUUGGAGUUGUUGCAAUUCUAACAUCUGAUGGCCUGAAACAAUCUCUGAACUUAGCAGGGACACACAAGACAACUCAACAACUAGAAGAGGAAACCAGUUUCCCUGGAGCACAGAGUACCUGCCUUAACUUCCCAGCUGCAUUUCUAGCCCACGAUUUUCUAGCAUUCUUUCUCUGUUCCAGAGCUUUUGAACACUCUUCAUCUUUAUUCAUGGUCAUGUUUAUUCUCAUUUUACUCUUCAUCUGCAGCAUGACCUCAAGGAGAAGAUAAACUACUAGGUGAAACAGUAAUGUUUGCGUAUUUCCUUUGUUUGGGUUUGUUUGAUAGAAUCUAAGUAAUAAUGCAUCCUUGCUGGUAUUUAGCUAUAUUACACUUUCUCUGCCCCCUCUCACAGACAGGCUCCCAUUAAGUUCGGUGUAAUUGAGAGGGCACAAACAUGCCCCUGUCACAGAGGAAAUAGAGCCACAUCCUGCUUAUGAUUUUGUUAAGUCAUUUCUCCAUGGCAGCCCUUCUAAUACCUGGUUCUUUCUCCAAGGAGCAGGUGCAGAGCUGGUGGUGGCUUUCUGCAAAAAGGCGCUUUGAACUUGGCACCUGCUGAGAGCUGAAUUGAUGUUCUCAGUCUGUGAACAUCCUCCCACUUUAAACCUAAUGGAUCAAGAUGCACGUUAUUUGCAAAUUCAGAAUGAUGAGCCACCUGUAACCCAACAACCAGAAAAGACACCAUGCAAUUUGUGUGAAAUAGAGACUCUGUGUUGUAGGCAAGGUUCUUGGAGGUGAUCUUUUCCUUGGGUGAGGAGACCUAACAGAGGACAUGCUCUAUUACUUCUGCCUCAAAUUAUUUGCUUAAAAAAAAAAAAAAUCAAAACAUCAGGAUACUUAGCUCUUCCCAAAUACAAAGCCAUAAUUAACACAUUUCAUUGAGUCAGGCCCCUGGCAACAAAUGCAGAAGACUAAACUGGUUGAACAGAAACCCAGGUCUCCAGAGUCAUGGUCUCCAUUAUGUUAUUCAUACUUAGAGUUUUUUAAGUCUCUGCACAAAAAUGCUUGAAGUCAUGGAAUGGAGAAAGUCAUGAAUCCAUUAACUUGAUAAAUGUUUUUAAACAGACAAAAAAGUAUACAUUCCAUGAUGGCUUUGCUCCUCCUAAUAUGAAGCCUGGUGAGACUGAAUCGUUUUGUUGUGAAACAUACAAACAAUAAAGCAAGUUGACGUGA
Messenger RNA from Neogale vison (American mink), 4040 nucleotides. It is a transcript of the gene CDC42EP3, whose product is annotated as CDC42 effector protein 3. The record is from RefSeq and is a predicted model, not a curated record. Bases 432 to 1196 code for a protein of 254 amino acids. Lineage: Eukaryota; Metazoa; Chordata; Mammalia; Carnivora; Mustelidae. The transcript is spliced from 2 exons.